Molecule: messenger RNA, 1026 nt
Organism: Perca flavescens (yellow perch)
Lineage: Eukaryota; Metazoa; Chordata; Actinopteri; Perciformes; Percidae
Gene: tmem54a
Product: transmembrane protein 54a
Exons: 7
Coding region: 197-916 (239 amino acids)
Source: RefSeq, a predicted model, not a curated record
ACUGAGCUUAUGAACAUGAACGCGCAUCGGGGCGGAGCUUCCGCACAGGUAGGCGGAAGAUGAAGCCAGUUUGUCCGCAGGUGAGCGGCGGUAGAGGAACCCAUACUAAGACAACGACCCACCAAAAGUGGAGUGUAAAAGCAGAAUGACUUUAACACAACUUGUACACUAAUAUAAUCAAAGGGGACAUACCACCAUGGUAAAUUCAGGAAUAUGUUGUGCCAGCCUCAAGGACAACCAUGCCCUGAUGAAGAUGGGGCUGGGGCUGGUGCUGGUGGGCCAUGUCAACUUUCUUCUCGGAGCACUGGUGCACGGCGCUGUGCUCAGGCACGUCAACGUGCACUCUCAGGCCCGGAACAUGGUGUACUCCAUCUCUAAUAUCAUUGCUAUUGUGGCAGGCUUGGUGGGAAUUAUUAGUGGAAUAACUGCCAUUGUCCUGUCCAAAAACAAGAGAAACAGGAUCCUGCAGUGGGUCUUGUUGGUCAUCAGCUUCCUGGCAGGUCUCAUGGCGCUAGCCUCCACCACAGGCUUGUCAGUUUCUAUGGUGAAAGCCAUUAUUAACAAUGGACAGGGCCUGCUAACACACUGUUUGAAUUCUGAUCUUAAUGUCAGCUCUUUCAGCAUCACAUACGAAUGCCCCUUUGACCCCACCCGCAUCUAUGGGACCAUGUUCAUUCUGUGGGUGCCGCUCAUCGUAAUGUCCGUGGUGGAAACGGUGUUCUCUUUCCGCUGCUUUGCUGCCUGUACUUCAUUCCUCUACCUCUGUCCGUGCAGGAGGAGGCCGACCCAGACCAGGAGGGUGCGUAUCCAGAGACCUGAUGAAACUCCAUCAUUGCCUCCAGCACGAGACGCUGAGCCUGUAGAGCAGGAUGAACUGCUGGGUGACACUGCAGUGGAGCAGAGUGCGUGGCUCUGAACCAGCUAAACCUAAUGAUAGGUUGCAAACCGCUUGGCUUAACUGGAUAAAACACGUUACCUGGAAGUUGUAUUAAGUGUGUCUGUUACAUAUUAAAUAUUUGAAGACGA